AUGACUACUGUAGAGAACGGUCAGCUCCAGGAUCCAGCACCGCGCGACGACUACGAUCCGGACGAUGUUGGCUUCUCGAAUAGUCCGCCAUUGCAACCUGUAAAAGUCAAUCUCCAACCCACGGCGACGCACUCAUUCAUGGGCCCAUUACCGCCGCCUUUGAGUCCCCGCUCCAGCCCUGCUUCUCCCGAUCGCAAAACCUUCAAAAAACCGAAAGCUAUCCCGAGUCAGAGUGAUGCUGGACUGGUGAGCAUGAUGGCAAACGGCGCGGCCCCAGAAAUAUCUGAAAUGGCAGGGAAGAUCACCUUGGCCGAUGCGGAUAUGGAUGAAGAUGAGCUAUCGUCGAAAGCGGUCCUGGUGGAUGUGAAUAUGGAAGACGAGGAUGAGUCUGAGGACGAGGGAGAGGAAGAGGGCUCUUUGGUCGAGGUAGCAGUUCAUGGAGAGCAGAACAGCUCGGGCAAGGUUGACAUGGCACGCGCCGUUCAAGCACUCGCAGCGCAAGCGGUGGAAGCAAUGAGGAAUAUCCCUAAAGGCCGAUCACCCUCUCCGAAAAUCGUCAGUGCUGGAAGUGAGAGACCGCACUCUCAGGUAUCGAGGGAAUCUCACGCCUCUGGAGGAGAAGUGAGACCGAAGAUAUCGUCUAUUUUUGGGACAGCCAAUCCUCCUCGAAGUCCUCUAGAAAUUACCGUGAGAUUAGAGCCAAAGUCACCGGGUUCAGAAGAGCUGCCUCCUAUCCGACAAGGGCCAGACUCGCCCAUGGCCAACGGUCAUGGCAAUCCUAUAACUUUGCCAUCGAUCUCGGCCUCGCUCGCGAAAAUCGGUGAUGUGGUGCCUAAUUUUACGCACUCUCCGCCCGGUCACGGUCGACCACCUCCUAUGUUCAGCCCGAUACAAGGUCAUGGAAGUCCUCCAAAAUCUCCUACUGACACAUUUCGGCAUCAGCUUCCAUCGCCGGGAAGGCCUUAUUACCCAUACAAUGGCCAUAGACGGCCUUCAAAUUCAGAAGGGAUUCAGUAUUCCAGCGCCAACGAUUACAGUAGUAGCAACACGGAAACACCAAGCACUGAAGCAUCUGCAGCAACACCCGCGAUUGAUCGGAUGAGCAUUGAUGGAAUCACGAACCCACAAAUCGGCGGGUUUCAAUGUACUUACCCAGGCUGCAAUGCACAACCGUUUCAAACACAGUACCUGCUAAACUCUCAUGCAAAUGUACAUUCUUCAAAUCGGCCUCAUUAUUGUAGCGUGAAGGGAUGUCCGAGAAGCGAAGGCGGCAAAGGCUUCAAAAGAAAGAAUGAGAUGAUUAGACAUGGCCUCGUUCAUGACUCGCCGGGAUAUGUGUGUCCAUUCUGUCCAGAUAGAGAGCACAAAUAUCCGCGGCCGGACAAUUUACAAAGGCAAGUUCACUAG
This is a messenger RNA of Glarea lozoyensis ATCC 20868, 1407 nucleotides long. RefSeq names its product C2H2 and C2HC zinc finger. The coding region runs from base 1 to 1407 and encodes 468 amino acids. Gene Ontology annotation, biological process: regulation of transcription by RNA polymerase II. The record is from RefSeq and is a predicted model, not a curated record. NCBI's taxonomy places the organism in Eukaryota, Fungi, Ascomycota, Leotiomycetes, Helotiales, Helotiaceae. The transcript is spliced from 2 exons. Gene Ontology annotation, cellular component: nucleus.